UUCUCAUUCUCUCCUACUCCUUUAUUAACAGCCCAUUUAUUAUUCUCCCAAUCCUUCAUCACAUUAUUCAUUUUCAUUCUCUAUCACCUGAUAUUCAUCAGUUAUCUCUUGAAAACAAACAACAAUCAUGUCUGAAUCAUCCACAAUCGAAAUUGAUUUCUUCUCGAAAAAAGCUUCUGAUCGUCGAGAUAUACAAGGAAUGAUAUCGAAAAUCAACCCGGAGCUUCUGAAAACCGCGAUUGCUUCAGCAUCUGCUAACAGUUUUGUGGCGAAUACCGCGUUUUCGUCUUCUCUGCAACUUCAAACUCCUUGUAAUCAGGACUGUGGAGUUGUUAAUAUGCCGGUGACUGUCGCUCCGAUGACUAUCUUCUACAACGGAACCGUUUCGGUUUUUGACGUUACAAGUAAUCAGGCUGAGAAUAUUAUGAAGCUUGCUGAGAGUGUGAAUUCAGUUUCUAGAAAUGUUGUUGAAUCAACACGAGUUAUUAGUAAUGAUCUACCAAUGUCGAGGAAGAGAUCGUUGCGGAUGUUUUUGGAGAAGCGUAAAGAAAGGCACGUAGCAAUGUCUCCAUACGCGUGUUCACAAGGAAGCACAUCUUAGCAUUUUCAGUAAUACGAGACACAAAAAAGGGAAAUGGGUAGAAGAAAUAUUGAUAUAAUCAAAGACUUUUGAUUUAAGAAUGUUGUUAUUAUACUUUUGGUUUUGUUUUAUGGGGUAUUAGUGGAGUUAGGCCAGUCACAGAAUUGUUUUUUUAUGUUUAUUUUAUAGUAGGUCGAUAUAUGAUCACCAUGUUAUUAUUUUGUUUAUUAUUCAAAGGUAACCUAAUUUGACCAGUUUAUAUUUAAUUCAA
Messenger RNA from Helianthus annuus (common sunflower), 851 nucleotides. RefSeq names its product protein TIFY 9. The coding region runs from base 128 to 601 and encodes 157 amino acids. Gene Ontology annotation, biological process: response to wounding; regulation of jasmonic acid mediated signaling pathway; regulation of defense response. The record is from RefSeq and is a predicted model, not a curated record. Gene Ontology annotation, cellular component: nucleus. The transcript is spliced from 4 exons. NCBI's taxonomy places the organism in Eukaryota, Viridiplantae, Streptophyta, Magnoliopsida, Asterales, Asteraceae.